Molecule: messenger RNA, 693 nt
Organism: Guillardia theta CCMP2712
Lineage: Eukaryota; Cryptophyceae; Pyrenomonadales; Geminigeraceae
Exons: 3
Coding region: 1-693 (230 amino acids)
Source: RefSeq, a predicted model, not a curated record
AUGCUCGACAUAGGCGGAUUCUUGGGCGUCUUUCAUGGCGGCAACGGCAACAUCCCCACGCUGGAUGGGCAUGCUGUGCUCAACGAGCCAUCUCCUGGUGGGACUGGGGCUGAGGGCACGGGCUCGGACGAUUCUUCCUACUGCCCCUCCUCUCCGCCUUUCUCGGGCUCUCCCUGGGUGGUCCCAGCGCCCUCACAUUGGUAUGCCAACAGCACGGGCGUGGAAAUGAAUGUCUCCAAGGAGCUUGCAGUCGCACCCACAGUCGUCUUCACUAGCGACAAGGUAGCUCAGGCUGAGGAGGCUCCCCCCCGUCCGGCGAAGGAAAAUGGCCAAGAAUUUUCGAUCCCUAUUGGACUCGGAUCGAUCCGCUGCAAGGGCACCGGUGCAGAGCUGAAGAUGUUUGAGGAUUUCGCGACCAAGUUCUUCCAAGGCAGCCAGAAUCAGAAGGAGGUGAAAGGCAACGGGGUCAAACCCUCGCCUGGCCAUCUGGUGCUCUGCGGGAAUGCCCUUGCACUUGGAGCUCUCACUGCCGUGUGGAAUUGGAGUGGGAAGAAGCUGAGUGGUGAGUUCGAGGAGGACAAUCAACUGGCAGAUGACUUCGCAUCUGUGUCCUCGGAUGCUGCCAACUCGGUGAGUCCAAUCGGAGGUUACAUGCUACGCCAGCAUGUUUUUGCGACCAAGGAGUCUGCGUAA